Messenger RNA from Geodia barretti, 363 nucleotides. The record is from the annotation of a GenBank genome assembly. NCBI's taxonomy places the organism in Eukaryota, Metazoa, Porifera, Demospongiae, Tetractinellida, Geodiidae.
AUGCCGUGGCAGGUCGAGUACACGGACCAGUUCAAGGAUUGGUGGGAUGCCCUGAGCGAGGGUCAGCAGGAUGACCUGGUAGCCUCGGUGGAGUUGCUGACGGAGCGCGGACCCACACUGCCGUAUCCCUACUCUUCAGGGAUAUCCACGUCGAGGCACAGCCACAUGAGGGAGCUGAGGACGCAGAGCGGAGGUGAGCCGCUACGCACCUUCUAUGCUUUUGAUCCCAGACGCGUCUCGAUCCUGUUGAUCGGAGGGAUCAAAACCGGGAACGACCGGUUCUACGAAGAAUACGUGCCCGUUGCCGAUGCGUUGUACGACGACCAUCUUGAAGAACUGCGUGAGGAGGGCAUCAUCCCAUGA